Molecule: messenger RNA, 1449 nt
Organism: Chironomus riparius
Lineage: Eukaryota; Metazoa; Arthropoda; Insecta; Diptera; Chironomidae
Source: the annotation of a GenBank genome assembly
UUGGGAAAAGUAAACAAACAAGUUCUCGCGCUUUCAAUUUAUUUUUCGACUAAUUUACUACUCCUCAAGUUACUUUAAUUAAUUAAAAUCAUCAAUAAGUCAAUAAGUAAUAUAAUUAAAUCAAAGUGAUUAUCAAAUAACACGAAAAACAUCUUAAAAUGCCAUUUGCUAACCAACCUGUGGUAACAAUCACCGAAUUAACAGGAGAAAAUGUCAAAUUUAUCGUCGAGGAAACAGAAUUAAGUGUUGCAAACAGCUUAAGACGAGUAUUUAUAGCAGAAACUCCAACAAUCGCCAUCGAUUGGGUACAAUUAGAAUCAAAUACAACAGUUCUUGCUGAUGAAUUUAUAGCUCAUCGAGUUGGUUUGAUUCCAUUAAUUUCUGAUGAUGUUGUGGACAGAAUGCAGUACAGUAGAGAUUGUGUAUGUGUUGACUUUUGUCCAGAAUGCAGCGUAGAAUUUACUCUGGAUGUUAAAUGUUCUGAUGAACAGACUCGUUUAGUCACAACUGCUGAUUUAAAAUCCAGUGAUCCAAGAGUACUUCCAGUUACAGCAAGAAAUCGUGAAGACGAUGAUAACGAGUAUGGUGAAAAGACGGAAGAAAUCUUAAUUGUUAAGCUUCGACAAGGACAAGAGCUGAAAUUAAGAGCAUAUGCAAAGAAAGGAUUUGGUAAGGAACAUGCUAAAUGGAAUCCAACGGCUGGCGUUUCGUUUGAAUAUGAUCCUGAUAAUGAAAUGAGACAUACAUUGUUUCCAAAACCUGAUGAAUGGCCAAAAAGUGAACAUUCAGUUCUCGAAGAUGAUCAAUACGAAGCUGAUUAUAAUUGGGAGACAAAGCCAAACAAGUUUUUCUUUAAUGUUGAAUCAGCAGGAGCUUUAAAGCCUGAAAAUAUCGUAUUGAUGGGUGUACAAGUUCUUAAAAAUAAACUCUCAAAUCUUCAGACACAACUCAGUCAUGAGACACAAACUAAUGCUCUAGCUAUUUAAAUUUACAACAUUACAAGCUAGUUUUUAUUCCUUAAUUUUAAUAAACUGAACAUCUUCUAAUAAAACACACGGAAAAUUUAAAACAAUUGUACUUAAUAAGGGUUUUCAUUAAGAAAUUUACUAUAUGUAGUUGCUUCCUCAUUCUGUCCAUUCGAUUCUUCUCUUGUUGUGUCACUUUUUGAUGCAUCUCGAUAUUUUUGAAGGAACAUCUUUAAUGGAUCUAUGUAAUUGUCGAAUCCCAGAUUCUGCAUUGCCCAUAAAAUAUCUUCACCAUUCAUUGUUUUCCUCUUUUCAUUUGAACAUCGCUCGGAUGCUUCUGAAGUAAUAAAAGAUAUAAAUUCGGAUACGCACUCUUGUACACACUCUCUGGCAUCUUUUGCAAUCUUUCCUUGAGUAUUGACUGGUAUUGCCUUUUUCAUUAUUUUUGCAAUAUUUGCAAUCGGAAGGAAUCUGUCUUGUUCUC